AUGGAGGUAAAUAUACCAGAAGAAGGCACAAUGGCAGGCAGUGACCAACCUUCAAUCCUUACUAUAGCACCACUAUUUGCCGUGGGCGACGAUGGUGAAUUUUUAUCGGGGUUGGAGGAGUUCCAGUGGCGGCAGGACUCCUUUCCUCAGGUCGCCCCUGACGACAUUGUGGCGUAUGAAUACAUUGAGCGAUCUUCUGGCAUGUGGCGUUGCAGCCUAGGAAUUGUGUGCAGCGAUGUUGUUUGCCGCUCUUUGUACAUAGAACCUCUGGUACCAAGUGAUCAGGAGGGAGGUGCCUGCCCGCUGACAAAAGCCCUGGCUGCCGUAACGACGGAGGAGGGACGCGAACUUCUGCUACGGAUUCCUCCUCUACAGUCCCAGCUGAUUCAGCACAGAGACGAAGCGGUUCGGCUUUCGCAAGAGCGCGCAAAAUUAUAUCGUGAGCUUUCUAUGAAAAAUCUGGAUGUUGCCACGAAGAAGCGAGAGGCUGAGAUGCAGCUUAGGCACGCCUGCCACGUGGUGCGCCAGGUCGAUGCUCGGCAUUGGAGAGAGCUUGUGUCGUACCGAACACCCCCGGAUAUUGUCGUGCGUGUCAUGGGAUUAGUAAUGGUACUGCUUGGUGAGAGGAGGCGCACAUGGAGUGAGAUGCAGCCUUUUCUGCACCGUGCUGGGAUACUGCAGGUGCUGAUGCAGUUUGACCCGCUGACCAUCAGCAAGGAGUGCCACGACGAACUCGUUUCACAGUACACUAACUCUCUGAACUUUACGUACGAGGAAGCCCUCAAAGGGAGUCAUGCACUUGGCUCCGUGCAACAGUGGGUCGUGGCUAAUAUGAGGAUGAUUUGCGUGAAUUGGCACGAGCACCACUUACGCGAUGUGCAACAGUCCGGCGAGGACGCGACUCAUCUUCAACACCGUGUAGAACAAGUGCGCAAGCGGUUGGAUGUCAUUACACGAGAAAUACGUUCAUUAUGGAAUAACUACGAACGCCUUGAAAACACUGAUCACCGUGGGGUAGCUUGUUCCCGAUGGAAGAGCCCAAGCCGCUAUGGGGCUCGAGCACCGAGAAUGGAUCAUGUUCAUCCAAGCGAGCGUGCAUGUACUCCGCCGCGGGCCUACGAUGAAUUUGUGUCGGUGGAAAGAUUUGCUGCCAAGACAUGGGUCCGAUCGUUAACUCGGCAGCACCAACGUAUCUUACACUCAAGUGUGCUCUGUACCAUCGGUCGGUCACAACGUUCUCAGGACACUGUUGACCUGACCAGCGACCAGUACGCAAGGCUAUGUAAUCUGUUCACUACCGUUUUGUGCAGAAACGGAUCCCCAGGUUCUGGGCUCCACCGCCCAUCUCCGCGAUCUAGCCCUUCAGCGAGGUCAACAAUCAGAACCAGUACGCCCUAUCGUGCACGUUAUAUCCAUCAAGGUGAAAGUAGUUCCCCGGUGCACGACAGUGCAAAGCGCGACGAGGGUAAAAUUACCCGAUCACAGUGGGGCCACCUCGACAAAAGUCCACUGCAGGUGCGCCACCACCGCCUUAGAAAUGAAGACUCUCCACAGCAAUCAUCGUGCGCCGAUGCAGAUUCGAAACGGCAGCGGAUGCAACCAAUUGCUCAGUCACACAAAGAUGUUAACCAAACGAGAGAUAGCAGUCGACAGCUGCACAGCAUCACAAAAAACUGUGAGGAAAAAAUAAGGCAGUCUGGCAAUACUUCAACGGCAAUUUUCCAUACGGCGCAAUGCGAUGAACAGAUGUCACAAAACCACCUUCAAGACAAAAAGAAAAAUGAAAAGCAAGAAAUGAACAGAGAAAAAUUAGAGGCGUCAUUGAAAGGAGAAAUGAGGGGACUAAACGAGCAACUCAGCGAGAUGACUGGAUCAAUGACGCUUCUAGAAAAGGAGCUAAAAAAGCAGCUGAACAAGGUGACAGAGUCGAGGGCAUUGAUGGAAAAAGAACUGAAGGAACUGAGGAAGCAACUGAGUGAUGUGACUGAUUCCAAAUCAUCACUCGAGAAGGAACUGAAGGAACUGAGGAAGCAACCGAGUGAUGUGGCUGGUUCCAAAUCAUCACUCGAGAAGGAACUGAAGGAACUGAGGAAGCAACUGAGUGAUGUGGCUGAUUCCAAAUCAUCACUCGAGAAGGAACUGAGGAAGCAACUGAGUGAUGUGGCUGGUUCCAAAUCAUCACUCGAGAAGGAACUGAAGGAACUGAGGAAGCAACCGAGUGAUGUGGCUGAUUCCAAAUCAUCACUCGAGAAGGAACUGAAGGAACUGAGGAAGCAACCGAGUGAUGUGACUGGUUCCAAAUCAUCACUCGAGAAGGAACUGAAGGAACUGAGGAAGCAACUGAGUGAUGUGGCUGAUUCCAAAUCGUCACUCGAGAAGGAACUGAGGAAGCAACUGAGUGAUGUGGCUGGUUCCAAAUCAUCACUCGAGAAGGAGCCGGAUGAACUGAAGAAGCAACUGAGUGAUGUGGCUGGUUCCAAAUCGUCACUCGAGAAGGAACUGAGGAAGCAACUGAGUGAUGUGGCUGGUUCCAAAUCAUCACUCGAGAAGGAACUGAAGGAACUGAGGAAGCAACUGAGUGAUGUGGCUGGUUCCAAAUCGUCACUCGAGAAGGAACUGAGGAAGCAACUGAGUGAUGUGGCUGGUUCCAAAUCAUCACUCGAGAAGGAACUGAAGGAACUGAGGAAGCAACUGAGUGAUGUGGCUGAUUCCAAAUCAUCACUCGAGAAGGAACUGAGGAAGCAACUGAGUGAUGUGGCUGGUUCCAAAUCAUCACUCGAGAAGGAACUGAAGGAACUGAGGAAGCAACUGAGUGAUGUGGCUGAUUCCAAAUCGUCACUCGAGAAGGAACUGAAGGAACUGAGGAAGCAACUGAGUGAUGUGGCUGGUUCCAAAUCAUCACUCGAGAAGGAACUGAAGGAACUGAGGAAGCAACUGAGUGAUGUGGCUGAUUCCAAAUCAUCACUCGAGAAGGAACUGAAGGAACUGAGGAAGCAACUGAGUGAUGUGGCUGGUUCCAAAUCAUCACUCGAGAAGGAACUGAAGGAACUGAGGAAGCAAUUGAGUGAUGUGGCUGAUUCCAAAUCAUCACUCGAGAAGGAGCCGGAUGAACUGAGGAAGCAACUGAGUGAUGUGGCUGGUUCCAAAUCAUCACUCGAGAAGGAACUGAAGGAACUGAGGAAGCAACCGAGUGAUGUGGCUGAUUCCAAAUCAUCACUCGAGAAGGAACUGAGGAAGCAACUGAGUGAUGUGACUGGUUCCAAAUCAUCACUCGAGAAGGAACUGAAGGAACUGAGGAAGCAACUGAGUGAUGUGGCUGGUUCCAAAUCAUCACUCGAGAAGGAACUGGGGAAGCAACCGAGUGAUGUGGCUGGUUCCAAAUCAUCACUCGAGAAGGAACUGAAGGAACUGAAGAAGCAACUGAGUGAUGUGGCUGGUUCCAAAUCAUCACUCGAGAAGGAACUGAAGGAACUGAAGAAGCAACUGAGUGAUGUGACUGGUUCCAAAUCAUCACUUGAGAAGGAACUGAAGGAACUGAGGAAGCAACUGAGUGAUGUGGCUGGUUCCAAAUCAUCACUCGAGAAGGAACUGAAGGAACUGAAGAAGCAACUGAGUGAUGUGACUGGUUCCAAAUCAUCACUCGAGAAGGAACUGAAGGAACUGAGGAAGCAACUGAGUGAUGUGACUGGUUCCAAAUCAUCACUCGAGAAGGAACUGAAGGAACUGAGGAAGCAACUGAGUGAUGUGGCUGGUUCCAAAUCAUCACUCGAGAAGGAACUGGGGAAGCAACUGAGUGAUGUGGCUGAUUCCAAAUCAUCACUCGAGAAGGAACUGAAGGAACUGAGGAAGCAACUGAGUGAUGUGGCUGGUUCCAAAUCAUCACUCGAGAGAAGGAACUGA
Messenger RNA from Trypanosoma brucei brucei TREU927, 3900 nucleotides. RefSeq lists its product as hypothetical. Lineage: Eukaryota; Euglenozoa; Kinetoplastea; Trypanosomatida; Trypanosomatidae. The transcript has a single exon. The coding region runs from base 1 to 3900 and encodes 1299 amino acids. The record is from RefSeq and is a predicted model, not a curated record.